Messenger RNA from Lethenteron reissneri (Far Eastern brook lamprey), 1743 nucleotides. RefSeq names its product coiled-coil domain-containing protein 50-like. The record is from RefSeq and is a predicted model, not a curated record. NCBI's taxonomy places the organism in Eukaryota, Metazoa, Chordata, Hyperoartia, Petromyzontiformes, Petromyzontidae.
GGAAGUGACGCGGCUCUCGGCCCGGACGCGACGCGGCGCUUCCGGCCGCGCCCGAAGCAGAAGCAGCGACGAGAGCGGAGACGGCGGCGGCGGCAGCAGCAGCGGGAUGGCGGCCAUGGACGCGAGCGUGGACCAGGCGCACUUGCCGAAGGUGGAGGAAGUAAAGAAAGAAUUCUCUGUGCUGGAGGAUGGAGUACUUGCUCACCAUCUACAAAAGCAGGAGAUUGAGGAUCACUACGCCUCCAACGUGGUGAAGAGCCGCCUCGCGGCGGGCGACGUGCGUUUGGCGCGUCAGCUGCAGGAAGCGGAAGCGCAGCGGCAACGUCUAAAUCGGCUGACGAUCGAGGAGCGAGAUGCUCACGUUGCCAUGGAGCUACAGCAGCAGGAAGAGCGGGCGCGCGAGGAGGAGCGUCGGGAGCGAGAGCGGCAGGAUGCGAGGGUAGCGCGCAGGCUGCAGGAGGGGGAGCGUAGAGGUCGCCACGCAGACUCGGCCGCGCAUCCAUCCCCAGUACGAGACCAAGUGGGCUAUGUGGAAGAGGGGGUGGUGACUGAGGAGAUUGAGCUUGACGAUGCGGAGCUGGCAAGGAGACUGCAGCAGCAGGAGGAGCAGAGGGCAUGGAAGGCUCACCGGGCAGCCGAUGCGGGGCUCAGGGCUGCAGUAUGGCUCAGGAUGAGGAAAUCGCCAAGUUUAUCCAAGAGAAGGAACUAAAGAGUCUCAAACAGAAAGAGAAGACAUCGGUGAGGGCGAGAGAGAAAGGAGAGAUGGAGAAAGAGAGACACAGAGACCCAAGAAAGGAGAGCGAGUGGGUGCGGGAGAGGGAAGCGGGGAGGGAGAGACAAGAGUGGGAACGAGAGAAGGAGGAGCGAGCAAGGGGGGAGAGACACGGUGACCCGCGUAAAGAGAUCGAAUGGCAAAGGGAGAGAGAGGCGAGGAAGGAGAUUGACACUGGCCGCCUCCACCAAAGAACAUUGCGGAGGAGCUGGACCCGACAUUUGAUAAGCGACCAAUGAAGAGGCCGCCCCGCCCUGCCGCGCCCCCCUCGCACGACCGAACACAAGGCCAUCCUAUUGGCAGCCCACCCGCACACACAGCCAGCGAUGAACAUCACGUCAACCGGAGCUGGUCGAGAGAUGACACUCACGGGAGCCAGCCGGUGGAACCAGAAGGGGCAGCUGCCUGGGAUGCAAGAGAUCAAGGGCCGAGGUGGGAGAGAGGAGGGAGAGUGCUGACAGGAGAGGGUGAAGACCGAAGUCGGAGCAAGAAAGAAAACUGCAAGCAGCAGUGAGAGGCCUCCGAGUUUCCCACGCUCAGCAAAGUGAACACCAUAGUGCUCAGCUUUACCAGCAGUAUUACUCGUGUGCAUAGUGUGUGUGUGAUCAACAACGUCUUGUUUAUAUUUCUAGUGAAUGUUCUGUGCAGCAAGUGCAUUGAACCAUCGCGAGCUGUGCCACAAUUGGUCGCACCGUCCCUCGUGCCGGCGCUUGAUUGGCACGGCAGUGUUACGUGUUCUGUGUUCAGUGGACCACACCUUUGCCAGUGUGUAAGUGUGGCGUGCGCGCAUUUGACCAGCAUUCCCAUUGUGUGGACACCCGCACAGGGAUGGCCAGUGUCUUAUCUGUGAUGUCAGUUUUUCUUGCCUUAUUUUUUACGCUUCAAUAGGAUAUUGUACCGAUUGUAAAAUAACGAUGCCUUUUAUUUUUAGACACCAUAACAGCCAAAAUAUCAUGCGCUUUUUUCAACGA